Messenger RNA from Asparagus officinalis (garden asparagus), 1201 nucleotides. RefSeq names its product nicotinamide/nicotinic acid mononucleotide adenylyltransferase. The coding region runs from base 196 to 957 and encodes 253 amino acids. Gene Ontology annotation, molecular function: nicotinate-nucleotide adenylyltransferase activity; nicotinamide-nucleotide adenylyltransferase activity. NCBI's taxonomy places the organism in Eukaryota, Viridiplantae, Streptophyta, Magnoliopsida, Asparagales, Asparagaceae. The transcript is spliced from 10 exons. Gene Ontology annotation, biological process: NAD+ biosynthetic process. The record is from RefSeq and is a predicted model, not a curated record.
UUUUUUCCUAUCAAUCUCUCCCUCUUUCUCCUCUCUGAUCACUUUUGUAGAGCUACGAUCUAUACAAAACCUUCAUUUUUCUGAGAUUCUAUAAUUAUUUUAUUCAUUUACUUAUUUAUUUGUUCUUCAUCUUCCUUUUGUCUCUUUACAUAGCUCUAGUCAUCAAGCAUCAGCAGAGGAAACAAGAUUGAGCGUAUGGCCGCGGGAAUGGAAAUCCCUCUUCCAAUGAAUAAGCUCUCACUUGAAUCUCCAAAUGAAGCUGGAGAUUCCGAAACACAAAAUGGGAAUGGUAAAUUUGUAGCUUUGGUAUCAACUGGAAGUUUCAAUCCUCCAACCUACAUGCAUUUGCGCAUGUUUGAGCUGGCGAAAGAUGCACUACAGGCAGAAGGGUAUGUUGUGAUUGGAGGCUACAUGUCACCGGUGAAUGAUGCAUACAAGAAGAAAGGACUUUUAUCUGCUGAAGAUCGAAUUAGGAUGUGUGAGCUGGCUUGCAAAAGCUCCUCCUUUGUGAUGGUAGACCCAUGGGAGGCUAAACAAAGCAGCUAUCAACGUACUCUAACUGUGCUUUCAAGAAUUCAAGGUUCCUUGUGCAAGAGCGGGUUUUUUAGCAAAGAAUCUCUCAGGGUCAUGCUUUUAUCUGGUUCAGACCUGCUCGAAUCUUUCAGCACUCCGGGAGUCUGGAUUCCUGAUCAGGUCAGGACUAUAUGUAGAGACUUUGGUGUAGUUUGCAUCCGCAGAGAUGGGAAGGACAUUGGGAAGAUAAUAGCCAGCGAUAAAAUAUUAACUGCAAACAAGAAAAAUAUCCUCGCAGUGGAUGAGAUUGUGCCAAACCAAAUUAGUUCGUCAAAAAUAAGGGAUUGUAUAAGGAGAGGGCUAUCGGUGAAAUACCUCACUUGUGAUGAAGUUAUCGACUAUAUCAGGGAGCAUAAGCUAUAUAUGCAGUCCAAUGAUGAUUGAUGUUAGAGUCUACAUGCUCAAAGGCUAUGUACAUUUUCCGUGGAUUUCUGCAUCGGGAUGUUUAAAGCCAUAAUUUGUACGAGAAGUCCAGAGGUGAAAAAGGUUGAAUAAUCUGAAGCACAAGCCUUUAAUAGGAUGCUCGUAUUUCCUCCUUGUAGUUGAGGAAAAACCUUGAGGAUGGAAAUGAAUGUUCUUAUCAAUAUAUACUAAUACAUGGUUUGGAGAGUGAAUAUUAUUUUUUUUC